CUCACCUUGCGGCCAGCUGCUUGCGUGCCUCUCCAGCCACUUCACUGGCCGCGCGCGAGCUCCUCUGCGCGCUCAGCCGUUCUUCCCUGCAGUGCCCCUGCGCAAGCUUCGGUGCCUUCUCCGUCGCCCCCCGUGGAAGCCUGCUCGCCCAGCUCUGUUGCCGCGCCCAUGGCCGGUGCUCCCUGCUCGAUUCCGUUUGUCGCGCCCUGCGCUCGUCGCGGUGCUCCAGCUCGGAUUCAGUCCUGCGCGUAGCCGCUUUUCAUCUCCCUGCUCAGCUCGUCGUGCCGAACUGCCCAGCGCCGCGCGCCCGGCUCGGCCGUCUCUAGCUCGCCUUGCUCCCUGCUGCUCGCCCGGUCGAGCUCCCUGACCGUCGCGCCGCGAAUUUUUCUGCGCGCGCGUGUCUCCUUGCGCACGCGUCGCCGUCGAGUUCUAUGGUGUUUGCGCGCCGUGAUCUGCAGCUUGUCUGCUCCAGCUCCAGCUCGCUGCGCGCUGAGCUCAGCGUCCCUUGUUAUCCCCAUGGCACAUCCGGCUCUGUUGCUGCCCGCCAGAGUUUGCCGAUGGCCUAUGUCGCUCCUGCGCGCUGUGGUCGUGUGCAACUCGUGCACAGCUCGCGGAGCUUUUUCCUCGUCGGCCGACCUCGCAACUUAGUUCGUCCGUCGUGCUGGUCGCUGUCUCAUACUGUACCUAUUAGCUCGGAUCCUGCCCAGCUCGUCGUCGCGUCGUUUGCUAUCGAGUCGUCAAACACGUCAUCUCCUGCUCAACCCUAUCUCGCCAGCUCGCUCCAGACAUAAUCUCGUCGUCGUUCCGCGCGUCAGCAAGAAAUCUCAAGAGUCGGGUGAAGACGGAGCUAGCAGCGUGGUGUUCGCCGAGUGCGCGACAAAAAGUUCGUGUGACACCUGCCAAGCACUCGCAAAUUGUUGGAAUCGGAAAAAUCACUAUCGAUCUCGCGGAUUCAAGUCAGAUAUUAGAACGGUGAGCUGAUUUGCUAUUUUUAUUGACUGGUUUGAUAGAUGAAUUGAUAGGUAUGUAUGCCGCGACGAUUAUUCCGCUUGUACACUACACGACGGUUCACUUACAGCGACCUACGGUUGGUUGCUAAAACGGCCUUCAGCGACCUACGGUUGGUCGCUAAAAACUUUUAGCGACCCAUAAGGAUGGUCGCUGUAAGUGCCGUCGCUAAAGGCUUUAGCGACCGACAUCUUUUUAGCGACCGACCGUCCGUUGCUAAUAUUGUAUAUUUAGCGACCAACCGUGGGUUGCUGUACUAUAGAUUUAGCAACCAACUGUAAGUCGGCAUACU
This is a messenger RNA of Zea mays, 1300 nucleotides long. RefSeq lists its product as uncharacterized. Lineage: Eukaryota; Viridiplantae; Streptophyta; Magnoliopsida; Poales; Poaceae. The coding region runs from base 432 to 791 and encodes 119 amino acids. The record is from RefSeq and is marked predicted. The transcript has a single exon.